Microdochium trichocladiopsis is the source of this 1317-nucleotide messenger RNA. RefSeq names its product mitochondrial ribosomal protein L37-domain-containing protein. The transcript has 3 exons. NCBI's taxonomy places the organism in Eukaryota, Fungi, Ascomycota, Sordariomycetes, Xylariales, Microdochiaceae. Gene Ontology annotation, molecular function: structural constituent of ribosome. The coding region runs from base 183 to 884 and encodes 233 amino acids. Gene Ontology annotation, cellular component: mitochondrial large ribosomal subunit. The record is from RefSeq and is a predicted model, not a curated record.
CUCAGCUUCACCACCAGCAACAACCACAUCACCAAUAUCUCGCCCAGCCUUGAGCCUCAACCACGCGCGGCACCAGUCUCCCGCGGGCUGCGACCUAAGCGCAGAAAUUCUCAGCUUGGACGAACCCGCCGCCACCACCAGCAGCGCUUCUCCCAGCGCAAUAACCUACAAGACACACGACCAUGAUCUGCAGACGGUGCCUGCAGCGCUCUGCCGAGCUCGUCGGCCGCGCCUCCACGACGACAGCGACAACGGCCCCGGCCCGGACCUUCUCCCUCGGCCCAGCCGCCUCGAGGAUACGAUCUUCGCUACCCGCCAGCCGCGUCACCCUCACAUCAUCAACCACGGCCGUGGCCACACGGUGGUAUUCCUCCUCGCCAGCACCGCAGCCCCCGUCGCCUGGCCCAGACACGCCCUUGGGCGAUGAUGCCGACCCCGCCGCCAGCGACAAGCCCAAGCUCUCGUCGUGUCCCGAGGGCACGGUGCUCACGGGGCUCAACUACUUCAAGGGCAAGAACGACCCGGUCGCGCUCGCCGACGAUGCGUAUCCAGAGUGGCUCUGGUCGUGCCUGGACGUGACCAAGAAGGCCGACGACGCCGCGGACGAGGACGCCGGCGACGAGUUCUCCAAAUCCAAGAAGCAGCGCAAGCUCGCCGCCCGGCGCGCCCGCCUCGCCGAGGCCCGCGCCUUGGCCGAGGGCAACCUGGACGCGCUGAUGCCCAAGGUCCCCCUGCAGGAGCAGAGCAUCAACCUCCCUGGCAACGAGGCCGGCACUGUCGAGGGAGCCGUUGCGGCGGCCGCCGCCCGCGAGGAGCUGCGCAAGGCCAUGCGCAAGGAGCGCAAGGCCAAGAUCCGCGAGGACAACUACCUCAAGAGCAUGUAAAACAAAAAAAACCACGAUGAUCAUAACGACAGGGUCGGCAAUAAAGGUCCCCAAGGGGGGGUUGUGCAAGCAGCAACGUGGAGGGGCUUCGGAUAUUGCCGUCAAAACAUGUUGGCGUUGUUGUUGGCGUUGUUGUUGCCGUUGUUGUUGGAAGCAGUGCGGAAUCGGCAAUGGCAAAACUGGAUGGACGCAUGACAUUUCAAUAACCAGCCCAGACUCACAUCUUGUUUCAUGGCUGGACUUGACCCGCGCCUUCCCGCGCCGUUGAACGACCCAGGAGACCCGCGGUGGACUCGUCGUACACGUUUAAAGGAGCAAUAAACUAUGGCGUUGUAUAUACCGCUUGUAAAGAUAGAGAGAGACCGCAGAGGGUCUAAGAUAGUCAGCGGGUUCACCUCUGAACCCUGUACUAUAUGUCACAUUAUGAACAAAA